Copidosoma floridanum is the source of this 2832-nucleotide messenger RNA. Its product is annotated as F-box only protein 33. The record is from RefSeq and is a predicted model, not a curated record. Gene Ontology annotation, biological process: positive regulation of protein ubiquitination. Lineage: Eukaryota; Metazoa; Arthropoda; Insecta; Hymenoptera; Encyrtidae. Gene Ontology annotation, molecular function: protein binding.
UUACAAAUGCAAAGAAUUGCGUGAUUGCGUCGGCUUAACGGCUCGUUUAUAGGGAGCGAGGGAAAGGAAACUCGGGAGCUCGGUCGAAAGUCUAAACGAAAGACAGAGUUGCGAUGGGUUAUACAUAUGUAUAUAUUAUGUCGUUGCAAGAGUUGCGAUCCGAAAUCUGAACCGGAGUCGCCCACAGUAGAAACGGAGCAGCCGCAGAAGCUGACAGAAGCGCGGGGGUCGCUUCGUUUAUCGCUUGCUCCUCACCCGCCGCCGUCGUCGUCGUCGUCGUCGUGAGGAGCAGCAACGAAAGAGUUUAACAAUCUUUUUUGACGAGUUGCGAGUUGUAGGAUGGUGCGAGGCAAGAAUGAAAAGGAAUCAUCGUCAUCCGUACCGAGGGACGAACAGCUAUUGACGACAGCAGGCAGCCUAGUAACAACAUCAUUAGAAUCGUCGUCCUCAGUUGUGUCCUUGAAACAAUCAGCUGAGCAUCAGGAACAGAAUACCGCCUGCUGGGACAGCCUGCCCAGCGUUAUAUUAUUCGAGAUCUUCUCCUACCUUCCGCACAAGAGCCGCGUCCAAGCCUCUCAGGUAUGCAGGCAAUGGAGGUAUGCAUUAUUUCAUGCAAUGUUUUGGAAGAAAAUCACAUUUACUCUGGCAGAUAGUGACAGUAUUUUGUGGUCAAGAUGCUUGUCGGAUUGGUUUCAGUUUAGCGUACAAGAAGUGACCAUACGCUGUGAAACAGUAAAUAAUUUUAUGAGAGAAGCCUUCAUUAUCCUAAAAAAAUUGAGUAGCAACCGACAGCUGCGCAAGCUUUACUUAGAACCAAAUAGCUGCAUGUUUGAAAAUCUCAAUUGUGAGGUCAACAGCAAAAAGUUGAUGAAACCACUGCUUAAUUUGAUAAAAACUUCAGAAAGCCUAGAAGUCAUAAGUUUGGGAUGCAUUGAAGAGUUAACGGAAGAUCUGACGCUUAUUUUAAAUUCUCUCCACCAGAACCAUGCAAAACAUUUGACACAUUUAAGUUUGGCAUCUGUCAAAGAAGAUCCAGAUUGUUAUGAUUUUUUGGAACUCAAGUGCUCAUUGUUCAACGAUUUCAUUAGAUUGUCAGUAUUAACAAUAGAUUACGAUCAUCUAAGUGAUGAGUUGCUCCUAGCAUUAAAUAGUGGUAUAAUGGAACGACUGGUCAUACAUGUACAUGGCUGGAAUGGUGAUUAUACUGGGGCUAGCAACGAUGCAUGGAUAACUUUUACUCAGAAAAAUCCAUGCUGUCAACUGCGUCUUAAUCUGAUUCAUUCCUACAAUGCAGUCACAGUAUUGGAUAGAGAAAUUUUACAGCCAUCAAUGCCUCUGACUCACUUAAAAGUACUAUUCUGUGAAAGUGUUAAUAAUGCGGCUCUUCAUCAAAUUUCUGAUUUCUAUUCAGAAACGUUACAAUCAAUUAUUUGGAUAGACUCCCUCAAUUUCCAUAAAAACACAAUGAAUUCUCUUUAUGACGUUGACACUUUGCUCAAUCCAGAUCCAUUGAUAUUGGCUGCUUGGAAAUGCAAAAAUUUGAAUGAAAUAGUAUUCAUAGGACAAAAGUAUUUUUCGAAUAAUUUGCUGGCUAUAAUUCGUUUGAGGCACAAAUUAAAACGUCUUGAGUUUGCUGAAAGCGAUAUUAUCUAUGAAGAGCCGUGGUUGUGUCGGGAAUCAGUCAUAGAUGAAAUAAAAAAAGUAAUGGGUGAACAGUGGGAGCCUCUGAGAGAUGAAGAUCUUCCAAAAGUUGUGAUAAAUCCUCUGAUUGGCGACAGCAGAGAAGUGAUAAUGCCAAUGGUUCUUCGGGAUCAAAAGUAAUUCAUGUCCAAGAAGAAAUUUUUAACUUAGCAUACAUACCUCACUCAAGAGCUAUCCUUGGGAUAAAGCAUUACUUUCAUAAGUAUGAGCCUAAGUAUCGUUUCGGAUCGUACGUUAACCUUUCUUGCGUUUUUCUACAAAUAUUUUUAUUGCGAGACACCAAAAUUCCGUUUUUCUCACCUUUCAAUGCAAAUUCGUUACUUUGAAUAUUUAGAUACGGUAUUCGCUACAAAAAGCAUUAUUUUACAAUUGUACGCACCCGGCGAAAAAUUUCAGCCAUCCAUAUCUCAAGAAAAUCUAUAAUGGGUACAUAUAUAUAUUUUAUCCACUGGAAGCAUAUUCCCUACUAUUUUUUUAGUUCGCGUUUACAUCUAGAAAAUUAUGUCGUAGUCAUUGAGAACGAAGCUAUUGUAAAUACACUCGAUCUAUUUCUCGAUGAAUGAAGAUUGUUAAACAAUCGUGGUAAAUCAAGUCAAGUGCUGUAGGAAUACAUCCAAGACUAUUAUGACUAGUCAAAGUCUUUCAUGACACACCCAGUACAUUACAGGGUUAGUAUUAAACAUUAAGCUCAGACGAUUAUCGAGAAAUAGAUAAACUAGAAACAUCCGAACUUGAACAUCGUCGACAACUCAAGUUCUCAAAGUAGCCAGAAAGACGAAAAGACGAGUAUUUUUCCAUUCGCGAUGGGAAUUUUAGUAUAAAUAGCGUCAGUUAAACGAAUAAACAAAAUGAAACGGUAUAGUAGUAGUAGAAAAAAAAAAUUAUUACUGAAAACAACAUAAUUAUGCGCAACAACGUUCGAAACACCUUACAACCGCGGGAAGGCGAGCGAUUAACAAACGUAUUUUAGCGAAGAUAACUAAGAGAAUAAAAACGUCGUGCGAUUAUAAGCGUAACGCACAUGAGCAGUCCGAGGUUAUUUUUAAUACCAAAACCAAUCGGACGCCCUUUAAAACAGAAGUAUAAGUAUAGCGUAAAAAAAAAAAAAAAUCGAAGCAUCUUGAAUUAGUA